Molecule: messenger RNA, 2517 nt
Organism: Heteronotia binoei (common prickly gecko)
Lineage: Eukaryota; Metazoa; Chordata; Lepidosauria; Squamata; Gekkonidae
Gene: GLCCI1
Product: glucocorticoid induced 1
Exons: 8
Coding region: 341-2053 (570 amino acids)
Cellular component (GO): cytoplasm
Source: RefSeq, a predicted model, not a curated record
GUGCCAUUCGGAGGGAGGGCGGCGGAGGAGCAGGAGGUGUCGGUAGUGGUAGAAGCGGCGCCGCAGGUGCGGAAGCGCCCCCAUCGCGUGAGCCGCCAGGCAGAAGCGCUCCCUCCAUCACUCCCCCUCGGCAGCUGCGUUGUAUGGACAAUGUAAGCCGCGAAGAGCUGAGCUGCCGGGGCGGGCAGCGAUGGCCGCAGCCCGGCGGUAACCGCAGCGCGGAACGCUCCGGAGCUCGCCUCGUUCGGCCCCGUCCCCUUUUUUGCCAGGGGGCGUGUGAGCGCCUGAGGGAAGCCGUCCUUGUUUCUUUCUCGCCUUCCAGCCGCCGCCGCCGCCCGCCAUGUCCAGCUCCUCCUCGCAGACCCCUCCUCACCACCAGCCCCCACCGAGGAUGCGCCGCGGCGCUACCGCCUCCCCCACCAGCGGCGGCGCCUCCGGAGCCCCCGUCAGUAGUAACGGGGCCGGGGCUGUUGGUGGCGGAGGCGGAGGAGGAAUAGGAAGCGGCGGCGCCCCCGGCGGCAGCGCUGGGACUAGCCGGCUGCUCCAGCCCAUCCGCGCGACCGUCCCUUACCAGCUUCUGAGGGGCAACCAGCACAGCCCGACCCGCUCGCCGGCCGCCUCAGCCUCGGUCGGCAGCAACACGGGCCCGGGAGGGGGCCGAGGAGGGGGCGGCAACGGCGGCAGCCCGCCCCCGCCCAGCUCUACCCCGCCUCUGGCCCUGGGGGCCGCCGCCACCGCCUCUCCCACGGAGGCCGGGCGGGUCAAGGGGAGGCAGAGACACUCGCCCGACAGCUGCAGCAGCAGUAACGGCAGGCGGAGGAGCAUCUCACCUGAGAGAAGGAGCCCCAGCUCGCCCAUUUAUAGAGUGGACCGGCCCAAAGCCCAGCAGAUCAGAACCUCUAGCACCAUAAGACGAACUUCUUCUUUGGACACAAUAACAGGACCUUACCUCACAGGACAGUGGCCUCGAGAUCCCCACAUACAUUAUCCUUCAUGCAUGAAGGAUAAAUCUACUCAGACACCUAGCUGUUGGGCAGAAGAGAUAUUAGAAAAGAGAUCUCAUCAGCGUUCAGCUUCAUGGGGGAGCGCUGAUCAACUAAAAGAAAUUGCCAAAUUGAGGCAGCAGCUCCAGCGCAGUAAACAGAGUAGUCGUCACAAUAAAGAAAAAGAACGUCAGUCACCUCUCCAUGGCAACCACAUAGCAAUCAAUCAGACUCAGGCUUCUGUAUCAAGAUCAGUCCCUAUGCCACUGUCAAACGUUUCAGUGCCAAAAUCGACUGUUUCACGAGUGCCGUGCAAUGUAGAAGGAAUAAGCCCUGAAUUGGAAAAAGUGUUCAUCAGAGAGAACAGUGGAAAGGAAGAAGUGUCCAAGCCUUUGGAUAUUCCUGAUGGUCGAAGAGCACCCCUACCUGCUCAUUACCGUAGUAGCAGCACACGCAGCAUUGAUACGCAGACACCUUCUGUCCAAGAGCGCAGUAGCAGCUGCAGCAGCCAUUCCCCAUGUAUCUCUCCUUUUUGUCCUCCUGAAUCUCAGGAUGGAAGUCCUUGCUCCACUGAAGACACGCUGUAUGACCGAGACAAAGACAGUGGGAGUAGCUCACCGUUGCCCAAGUAUGCUUCGUCUCCUAAACCCAACAACAGCUACAUGUUCAAACGAGAGCCCCCAGAGGGAUGUGAGCGAGUGAAGGUCUUUGAGGAAAUGUCGACUCGUCAGCCUGUCUCAACCCCUCUCUUUUCAUGCCCUGACAAAAACAAGGUUAAUUUCAUCCCAACCGGAUCAGCUUUCUGUCCUGUAAAACUGCUGGGUCCUUUACUACCUGCUUCUGACCUGACACUGAAGAGCUCUCCAAACUCUGGUCAAAGCACAUCUCUGAGUACUCUGACUGUUGAGCAGCUUUCCUCUCGGGUCUCUUUCUCUUCUCUGUCAGAUGACACCAGCACAAUGGACUCUACUGAGGUCUUAGUACCACAGCCAUCCCAGCAGCCACCACAGCUUUUGCAGGAACUGCAGUCCGAAGAACACUCCUCUUCUCAAAACUAUGUGAUAAUCUAGAGUAAGGCAGAGUGUUUGUCACAACUGCAUGAGUGGCAUCUUUUUCAGAACAAAACCCAAGCUACUUAUCAGCAUCUUUCUAGAAUACAGUGCUGUUCUUGGCAGGGACAGAAAUGCUUUUCUUCAGCAUUUUUGUGUGCGUGUGUGAUGGGUGUGGCGGGGGGGGGGAGUUCAGAAUGCUUGCAGAAUCUGUGUAUCAUUAAGCAUUUUAAGUGGAGACUAUGCAUUUCAUAGAAUGUUUGACCAGAUUAGUACUGUGUCCUGUGUUCUGUUUCAAAUUCUACAGUAUAAAUAAGCUCUAUAUCAAACAAAGGUUGCCUGUCUAAAUAGAAUAUGUCUUGCUGUGUUGUGUUUUAUGGAAAAUACUGUACUUCAGGAUUAUGUUUACAAUUUAUCCAGGUAUUUAUGUUUUGAACUUCUGUAAUACCUUCAAUGCAAAAAAAAAAAAUGAAAAAAGAAAGAAA